UUUCCAACCAUCCCUCGCGGUUGCUUAUCCCUCGAUAGAAUUUUUGGUGAAUCGAAUACUUUUGAUAUUGUUCACCUUAUGCGUUUCUGUUCUCGUACUGGCAUCCUUGGUGAUAUUUAGCGCCUCUGAUUGUUCUGCACAUUUGCUGGUGCUACAUAGCCUUCCCGGUUUGGUGCCUUCUUUUGAUAAUUACUUACUUCUUUUUUGUGCUUUACAAGGUGUGAGUUCUAUGCUGGUACUGCACACUUGAGAAAUGGUCCAAUAUAGACAGUGUGUGAAUCUAAACUUGGAGACUUAAUAGCCUCCAUGUUAGAUUCUUAAAUGAUAUUCUUAUGUUUGUUAGCAUUACAUAUGUUGAUGAUAUCCUUUUCGCCCAAGCUUCGGAUGUUAGUGUAAGCCUAUGGAAGUUUGGCACCAGUUCGUGGAAAUUUGUUACUGGUGUGCAGUUUUUGGGGGUGACCAGAGAUCAUGGUUAUUGUAAACACAUUGGCCAAGUGUCAGUCCACACCGAAGAUCCCUGACACCAACACAUCUAAGAUCUCAUCAUUGCAAACUCAUAAUUACUAACUAGUGGCCUGCCAGCCUUGACAGAUCUUAACUCUAACUGAUAAGGAAAACUUCUGAGUGACAUUAUGCAGGCUGGUUUAAGAUGUAAAUCAUCAGGUGAGGGAUUUAUUCUGCAAUAGUUUAUUGUUUGCAUAUGCUCGUCCUAUGAUAGGUUACAGUAAAAUUGGGCACCUAUUUCAGUUAUGACCUAUGAUAAUUUGUCCUCGUGGCUUUUCUUGUAUUGCUGAAAAAAAAGUGGGGAAUGUCCUUAGCCACACAAGGUUAACAAAGGGCACUUAUGUACCAGAAUCCUGCCUCCUAACUGUCCAUUGUUCAGCAAGUUAUACAUUUCAUAAUAAAAUGUCUUAUGCACAAUAACAUCACAUUAACGUGAUGUAUCAAAGAGAAAACCAAUAGGAGCCAAAUUAACCAAGUUAUUGUUGUAUCUGUAAUCCCUAAUUAUCUCCUUGAAAUAAAUAUUGGUGAAAUUAUGAUUUAAGGUGAGACAAAGACAUUAGUAUGCAUAUGUACUUUUAAUAGGGUGCUUAUCACUGUGUAUAACACAGGUACUGAACCAUCUGUCUGAUGGCCAAGGUUUGGAAACUUGACAAUGUUCAGAGAAUAAGUUGGUGUGACAUACAAGAUACUUGUUACAAACAUGGGAGACCGGGACAUGGGACACAGGGAGAGUUGCCUCAGUGACACUACCCAGGCAGAACAUGUGCUUCACAAUACUUCUCGAGUGACGUAUCAUACGUGUAGCUUAAUCCAGAAAUGUUUAGUUUUCUCGAGAGGUCGCAUAAUAUAUAAACCUACAUUAUGAUCACUGACCGUCUACACAAACUUCUUAGUAAAAGACUGUAACAAAGAAUUUUGCAUUGCUGUCUUGCAUACAAGUUCAAGACUGAUGUUAAUUGUUAAAUUAUUUGCAUUUUGUAUUAGUUUACAGUGAGCACAUUCUGCUGCUCAUGGAAGAGUUGGUUAACCUGACUGUCCUUCCACUUAUAUGAUAGUAAGUUAACUCUUGAAGGGCUUACAAAUGAAUGCAAAACCUUAGCUGUAAUAUUUGUUGUUCAAGAACAAUUUUGCAGUGGCAGAAAGGCAUAAACUAGGUGGGAGGUCUGGCUAACCUGAGCCACCAAGACCUGGGGGCUUGAUUAUAUGCUUUCAAUUAAUGGAAAACCUGGGCUGGUGGCUAGACUGAAGAGGAACUUGGAAAAGGCGAGUGGUAAUGGAGGUUCUUCAUACGGAAGUAAAAUAAGGUUGUAACGAGCAGAUUAGAUUCUUUAAAAUUAUUUUUGUUUGAGCUUUCUCUUUAUUGAUUUUAAUUUAAAACUAGGAAUAAAACUUCAGUGGCGAAUAAAAUAAACAAAGAGAAAUUACAAAUUAUACAUUGUUUAAUAAUUCUUGUAGAGAGUUCUGCACUAGGUGAUAUAAAAUUAAAGUCUAGUUCAGCUAAAUUACUUUGUUACUUUGACUAAAAGUUCAAUAAGAAGUUGUCAGUGUAGAGUUCAACAGGUGGCAAUAUUGCCACGUUAUCAUGGAAUACAUUGAUAACAAUAAAGAUAACUGCAAAAGCCCUGCUGAUCUAUGUGAGGCAACUCCUAUUCAUAUCCAAUCAAGCUCACUUAUAUACACACAGUAUGUCUAGGGCAAGCUUGAAACAAUCCGGUGAUCUCACGUCUAUUAUGUUACCCAGUAAUUUCCUCCGUAAAUCAACACCCUUAUUUCCAGAGUAAUAUUUACCCAGGUCUUUUUUGAAACUAAACUUUAUGCAAUUUGUUCCCAUUGUCUUGUGUUCUAUUAUGUGUCAAUAUAUUUAACUUGUUAUUAGUAUUCCCUUUGCUGUACCCUUUCAUUCAUUUGAGUACUGUACUUCAGUCAUAUCACUAUUCUGUCUCCUGAGAAUGCAAAUUAAGCUUUCUUAAUUUCUCUUUAUAAAGAAAGUUUCUAAUUCCUGGAAUUAACUUUGUCAUUCUACUCUGAACACACUCAAGUAAAUUUUCGACCAUUCUAUAGUGUGUCGACCAAAACUAAACUGCAUAAUCUAAAUGGGGCCUAACAAAGGUAGUUACCUAUCUUGUCGUUAUCUUGCAACGACUCUAGAGGUCAAGGUCCCUGCGGCAUUCUCUGACCUGGCCUUCUGGCCAAGAUAUAACUGAAGGAUAUAAUUAAUAUCAUAUUGCUAAUGCUUCUAGAUACGAAUCUGAGCAUCCUAUUCCAUACGUAUAAACGUUGAUUAAGAUCCCUCCUAACCAUGACUCCCAGAAUAGGGAUGGUAUGUUGACAAUACCAAGUCUGUUUUGUUUAUGUAAUUUCCACAUAUCCAUCUGAUGUCUGCAACUAUCAUUUCCUAGGAAUUAUUUACCUUAUAUUUAUCAGCAUUAAGCUGAUGCAUCUGCCAAUCUUUUGUUAAUUUUAAAAGCAUAUUUAAAUCAUCUUGUAGCAAUUUUGAGUCUUCUGACCUUAUUUCUUGACCUAUUUUUGUUUUUAUGUUUGAAAAUGAUACUGUUCAAUCCUUUCUAAUUUAUAUGCUGUAUUGUAGAGAGAGAGAUACCCCCCUUGGGGUACUCCACCUGUAAUGGUGUUCCACUUGGAUUUAACUUUAUGCAAACCCUCUUUCUCUCCUGGAAAUAACCAUGCCCUAAUCCAACUUAGGAUAACCCCUUUAGUUCCGUGCACUUCUAAUUUUCUAAUAAUCUUUUGUGAGGCACAAUAUCAAAGGCUUUGCUGUAUUCAAAGUAAAGAAUAUCACAAUCCACAAUAAUAUACUGAACUUAGGACUGGGCUCAGGUACUGAACAUGGAAUACUACUUACUAUGUCAGGGAUUCUUACACUGUACAACUAUUUGAGUAUAAGUAUAAUGUACAGAUGUACAGUAUAUGAUAGACGAGAAAAACCAAGCUAGCGCCUCUGUUAUCUUCCCGUGGUGUUUAUAUAUAGGACAGUACUGUACUUGAUUAUUAUGAUUGUUGAGAAAAUAUUCCAUGAAUAAUUGGAUAUUUUUGUAGAGAAUCAUUUUCUGACAGGCAUUAAAUCAAGAGGAAUAAUGAUUUUUAAAUAUGCAGUACAGUAUUGUAUACAACGGAGGUAUGUCGGUGAAUGUAUUGGCAGUUUUCUUUCAUGUUAAUAACUGUGUUGGUCCUUUGUUGUGGUAUGUGUGCAGAGUACCGAGUGGUCGUGUUAUGUUGUGGUAUGUGUGCAGAGUACCGAGUGGCCGUGUUAUGUUGUGGUAUGUGUGCAGAGUACCGAGUGGCCGUGUUAUGUUGUGGUAUGUGUGCAGAGUACCGAGUGGCCGUGUUAUGUUGUGGUAUGUGUGCAGAGUACCGAGUGGCCGUGUUAUGUUGUGGUAUGUGUGCAGAGUACCGAGUGGCCGUGUUAUGUUGUGGUAUGUGUGCAGAGUACCGAGUGGUCGUGUUAUGUUGUGGUAUGUGUGCAGAGUACCGAGUGGCCGUGUUAUGUUGUGGUAUGUGUGCAGAGUACCGAGUGGUCGUGUUAUGUUGUGGUAUGUGUGCAGAGUACAGAGUGGCCGUGUUAUGUUGUGGUAUGUGUGCAGAGUACCGAGUGGCCGUGUUAUGUUGUGGUAUGUGUGCAGAGUACCGAGUGGCCGUGUUAUGUUGUGGUAUGUGUGCAGAGUACCGAGUGGCCGUGUUAUGUUGUGGUAUGUGUGCAGAGUACCGAGUGGCCGUGUUAUGUUGUGGUAUGUGUGCAGAGUACCGAGUGGUUGUGGUAUGUGUGCAGAGUACCGAGUGGCCGUGUUAUGUGUGCAGAGUACCGAGUGGCCGUGUUAUGUGUGCAGAGUACCGAGUGGCCGUGUUAUGUGUGCAGAGUACCGAGUGGCCGUGUUAUGUGUGCAGAGUACCGAGUGGCCGUGGUAUGUGUGCAGAGUACCGAGUGGCCGUGUUAUGUGUGCAGAGUACCGAGUGGCCGUGUUAUGUGUGCAGAGUACCGAGUGGCCGUGGUAUGUGUGCAGAGUACCGAGUGGCCGUGUUAUGUGUGCAGAGUACCGAGUGGCCGUGUUAUGUGUGCAGAGUACCGAGUGGCCGUGGUAUGUGUGCAGAGUACCGAGUGGCCGUGUUAUGUGUGCAGAGUACCGAGUGGCCGUGUUAUGUGUGCAGAGUACCGAGUGGCCGUGGUAUGUGUGCAGAGUACCGAGUGGCCGUGUUAUGUGUGCAGAGUACCGAGUGGCCGUGGUAUGUGUGCAGAGUACCGAGUGGCCGUGUUAUGUGUGCAGAGUACCGAGUGGCCGUGUUAUGUGUGCAGAGUACCGAGUGGCCGUGGUAUGUGUGCAGAGUACCGAGUGGCCGUGUUAUGUUGUGGUAUGUGUGCAGAGUACCGAGUGGUUGUGGUAUGUGUGCAGAGUACCGAGUGGUUGUGGUAUGUGUGCAGAGUACCGAGUGGUUGUGCUAUACAUGA
Procambarus clarkii (red swamp crayfish) is the source of this 4963-nucleotide messenger RNA. Lineage: Eukaryota; Metazoa; Arthropoda; Malacostraca; Decapoda; Cambaridae. The record is from RefSeq and is a predicted model, not a curated record.